UGUGUUGUUUUGUGUAUAUGGGCUGUUUUUAGAGAGAAACAAGGAAGGCUUUCCUUUUCUUUGUUUGGCUUUUAAAAAGCAGACAAACAUCUCCCAUUUUCCCUUUACCUUCCUUCUCUCUCCAUGUGCAGUUCAUACAUAUGAACUUUCUUUCUCUACAUUCAGAACGCUGUUGCUACUGAUCCAUUGUCCACUUUUAAGGAACACAACUCCUACCCAGUUUCUUAUUUUUGCAUGAUCUGAAAAUUACAAUAUGACGAGAUUAGGCCGUGGUUUUAGUUAUACAAUGCAAAAUGAUGCAGUCUCACCAGUGUCCGCCGAUGUAGUCUUUGCAUCUACUCGUUUCCCGAAAUAUAAGAUUGGAGCAAACAAUCAGAUCGUGGAGGUCAAAGAGGACCAGAAAAUGUUGUCUCAUAAAGAAAUGGUUGCACGCGAAACUGCCUUGCUGCUGGAGCAACAGCAACGUCUUUCAGUACGUGAUCUUGCAAGCAAAUUUGAGAAGGGAUCGGCUGCCGCAGCAAAGCUAUCUGAUGAGGCAAGACUCAAAGAGGCAGCUUCUUUGGAAAAACAUGUGCUUCUGAAGAAACUGAGAGAUGCGCUCGAAGCUCUAAGAGGGCGUGUAGGCGGAAAGAACAAAGAUGAUGUGGAGGAAGCUAUAGCUAUGAUUGAAGCUUUAGCAGUUCAGUUAACUCAGAGGGAAGGAGAGCUAAUUCAAGAGAAGGCUGAAGUGAAAAAGCUUGCGACGUUCCUAAAGCAGGCAUCAGAAGAUGCUAAAAAACUUGUGGAUGAAGAAAGAGCAUUUGCACGGGCUGAAAUUGAGAAUGCGAGAGCAGCAGUACAAAGAGUGGAAGAGGCUCUUCAGGAACAUGAACGAAUCUCUAGAGCUUCAGGAAAGCAGGACUUGGAUGAGUUGAUGAAGGAGGUUCAAGAGGCUAGACGAAUCAAAAUGCUGCAUCAGCCUAGUAGGGUUAUGGACAUGGAAAAUGAGCUUCAGGCAUUAAGGAUUCAACUUGCAGAAAAGUCGAAGUGUUCCCUACAGCUCCAGAAAGAGCUGGAAAUGAGCAAGAAGGGUGAUAAAAACAAACCCCAUUUGUAUGAAAUAGACGGUAUGGAGGCAUUGGGUUCGUAUCUACGGAUAUAUCCAUGUUCCGAUAGUGCUCCUGAUCUUUCAGAAUGCACUAUUCAGUGGUAUCGCUCAACUGCUGAGGGCGGCAAGAGAGAGCUCAUAUCAGGGGCCACCAAGUCCGAAUAUGCGCCAGAGCCCUUUGAUGUUGGCAGAAUACUGCAAGCUGAUAUCUCGACUAGUGAUCACACAACAACCAUAAUGACCUCUGCUCCUAUUGAUCCAGCUGCUGGAUUGGGGAACUAUGUAGAAGCAUUGGUGCGAAGGCACGACACUGAAUUCACAGUGGUUGUUAUCCAGAUGAAUGGAGUAGAUCAACCGUCACAGUCUAUUCAUGUACUCCAUAUAGGAAAAAUGAGAAUAAAACUUCGGAAGGGACAAACGACAAUGGCAAAGGAAUAUUAUUCCAAUUCCAUGCAGCUUUGUGGAAUUAGAGGUGGUGGGAACGCUGCUGCACAGUCGGUAUACUGGCAGGCGAAGAUGGGGCUGUCGUUUAUAUUAGCAUUUGAAUCGGAGCGAGAAAGGAACGCAGCUAUCAUGCUGGCAAGAAGAUUUGCAUUUGACUGCAACAUUAUGCUUGCUGGUCCAGAUGACAGAUCUGCAGCAGGAACUUGAUGAACCAACCAUAAGAAGCCAUAGCCUAGAAACUGUAAUGAUAGCCACUUCUUAGUGUAUGAGUAACCCUUUUUCCCCAGUGAAUAUGAGAAAAUUCCUUGGUUUGAUUGUGUUAGUUCAGCUGCCAGGCCUUUUUUUCAGUUGCCUUGAUCUGAUUUUUCCCUUUCUUGCUUUAUUUCAUUCUCAUUGUUGAUCUGAUUGAAUACAGAAGAGUCUGAUUGUGACUAAGUGUUGGAACUUGGAACACUGUAUCUGAAUCAAUGUUUGUAAUAUAUAUAUUUAUAUAUGUUAA
Messenger RNA from Sesamum indicum (sesame), 2030 nucleotides. Its product is annotated as stomatal closure-related actin-binding protein 1. The record is from RefSeq and is a predicted model, not a curated record. Lineage: Eukaryota; Viridiplantae; Streptophyta; Magnoliopsida; Lamiales; Pedaliaceae. Gene Ontology annotation, biological process: regulation of stomatal movement; actin filament organization. Gene Ontology annotation, molecular function: actin binding.